UUGGCAAAACAAAUAAAAAAAUUAAAACAAAUUAAAUCAAUACUCGGAGUGACAGUUUUAGGCGGAUUGGGGCCGUAAGAAUAGGUGUUCACAUCAGGAAACAAACUUGCGCUGAAUCGCUUCCUUCUAGCUGUUACAUACUUUUUAACGAAUCUACUAUACCCACUUUCGAGUAACGGGUAUAAAAAUUCUUUGCCACGACUGUCAUUUUUUACAUUAAAAAAAAGAGUUGUUUAUUUACAAUAUGAGCUAUGUUGUAUGUAUAAUGUAAUUGUAAGUUUACAAAGAUGUACGAAGUUAUCCCACCGCAUCUAGCAUAACAAAAUAGAUGAUGCGUGCUCAGCACGUGUUUGUAGAGCUUAUAAGAUUUUUUAUUAGCCAUUUUCGGAGAAAUAAAAGACAAGUUAGUGUGUAGCGAUUUCGCAGAGCAACCAGCAAAUCGCUAAGCCAAAGGUGCAAGCGCGAGAGGACAAGAGGCGAGAUCGGUUGUAUAACCAAAUUUUAUGACAUAAAACCAUAAAUUUAUGUAAAACUUCUCGCUAUGCAGCUUUAAAGCAUUACUUUGGAAAUUGACAGAUUCGCAUUCUGGAAUAGUUUUACCGUCGAUGCAUGACCAAGGCCAAAAGUCUGGAGCCAAAAUGGCCCUCACACUGAACUCUCGGCCAACGACCAAGCUAAUCACAUUGGAAAAUCCAAAAGCCAAUACGGUUCUAAUUAUCAGAAUCUGAGUUAUUACAGUUGACCUCAUCCAAAAAUCGCGAAUGAGCAUUGACCACGGUCCAGGUCGGCAAUGAACCUCAAAGAAGUGGAAAUCACCACUGGCAUUGCACAUGACUAGGCGGACCAUCAACCAAUUUUAAGGUUAAUGACUGUGUUUACACAGAAUGAGUGUGAACCCCUGACGAAAAAAAGUUGUUGACUAAUUUAAAUUGAUAGCAAAACGGCUAUCAGAUGAGAUGUGGAAUGAGUAAUCGGAACGUUAGGCCAAUAAGGGCCAAAUAGUUCUGUUUUGUUUUGUUUUCUUGUUGUUAACUCGCACUAAAUACAUACGUUUGCAGUGUGUUUAUAUUGGGAUUUCAAAAUAUUGCGUAUACGCCGACAGGGUCAUGCACGAACGAGCAAACCGAGCCGCCGCUGAUGUACGCCCGAUUAAGCUCCAUUAAAAAAGCGUUUUAUGCUUUCAAAUUGCACGCAUUCGGCGGCAAACUCUAUAAAACCAGUUAAUAUCGGGGUUUUUGCAUUCAGUCACCGUUCGAGGAUUACACACGCCAAACACGGCCAGCAAAAUCAUGUCAGUGAAACAGACGAGCAGCUCCUCAUGUUAUUGGUUUGGUUUGGUUCUGGUCGCGAUGAUCCUGCAGCCCUCGGCGAGCCAAUACUAUGGAUAUCCCUACUACGGCGGGGCUAAUGCGGGAGCAGGAGCGGGAUCGGGAUAUGGCAGCAUAUACGGCAGUGGCAUGUACGGAUACCCCUACAACUACGGCGGAUAUCCGUACUACUCGUACCCCGGCUAUAACCCGUACUCAAUGUACGGCGGAUACGGACAGUACGGGUACCCCUAUGGGGGAUAUCCCUAUGGUGGCAACAACAUGAUUUUCUGGACCUGUUUCUUUCUCUAGACGUGGCCUACGCCAGCAGCAGUGGAGGAUUCGCAACAGCAAGUGCGGGCGGAAGCGGAUACUACGGCUAAAAGGUUACCAACCUGUGAUAGUUAAGUGUACACGG
Molecule: messenger RNA, 1725 nt
Organism: Drosophila santomea
Lineage: Eukaryota; Metazoa; Arthropoda; Insecta; Diptera; Drosophilidae
Product: shematrin-like protein 1
Exons: 3
Coding region: 1290-1619 (109 amino acids)
Source: RefSeq, a predicted model, not a curated record